This is a messenger RNA of Malus domestica (apple), 779 nucleotides long. Its product is annotated as agamous-like MADS-box protein AGL80. Gene Ontology annotation, biological process: positive regulation of transcription by RNA polymerase II. Lineage: Eukaryota; Viridiplantae; Streptophyta; Magnoliopsida; Rosales; Rosaceae. The record is from RefSeq and is a predicted model, not a curated record. Gene Ontology annotation, molecular function: DNA-binding transcription factor activity, RNA polymerase II-specific; RNA polymerase II cis-regulatory region sequence-specific DNA binding; protein dimerization activity.
CCAACCAACCCAAAUCUAUCUGGCUUUACAUUUAAAGAAACCCUAUAACUACGUAUUUCAACUCUAUAUAUACCUUAUUUCAGGGAAUGAACUACAAGGGGCCGCCUCAACCUCAAAACCAUCUAAUCCAUUGUCUCUUCCUUCAACAAUCCCUAGCUCACCAUGACAAGAAAAAAAAUUAAGCUUGCAUACAUAAGAGAUGAUGUUUCAAGAAAAGUCACCUUCAAGAAAAGGAAGAAUGGGCUGAUGAAGAAGGUAAGGGAACUUAGCAUUCUUUGUGGAAUUGAUGUAUCUGCUAUCGUUUAUAGCCAGUAUGAUACCAAACCAGAUGUUGGUUCGUGCCGAGAUGUAGCCCGACGAAUUGUCACAAGGUUUAAGCAGAUGCCGGAGAGGGACAAAAGCAAAAAUAUGCUGAAUCAAGAGAGUUUUCUUAGGCAGCAGAUACUUAAAGCUGAGGAGCAGUUGAAAAAACAAAUUAAGGAAAACCAAGAGAAGGAAAUUAUGGUACAAUCUAUGCGCGGGAGCCUCCCAGCUGACUGGUUGCAGAAUUUGAGUGGUACGGAUUUGAACGGCUUGUUGUUGUCGAUUGAGAAAAAUAUAGAAGCAAUUGAGGAAGAAAUGCAAGAGGGUUGACCAUUAGCAACAAUAAUUAAUGAGGUUGGAGGGGUAACGAAAAAGGGAGGAGAAAUGACGGGGUAUUAGGUUAUAUUAAAAUAAAUUUACCGCUCUUCUAUUUGGAUUUUCAUUAUAAUUUAAUUCGAAAAUUAUGUAGUGCAAUG